CCCCACCCUUCCCUUUUCCCCAAUCACCAACCUCAUCGUCUCCUCUUUCAUCACAACCCCACCAACCCAAAUGACCAAAAUGCCCUUCUCCCCACCCCCCCUUCCAUUGCUUACCUCAUUUCUGGAUCCACUCAAGACUCUUCUAGAAUCAUCCGUUUGCUCUUUUCCAUUUACCAUCCAAGAAACCAGUAUUUACUUCAUCUUAAUAAAAAAGCUUCUCAAUCUGAACGUGACAAUCUUGCACUGUAUAUUCAAUCUGUACCACUUUUUAAAGCUGCACAGAAUGUGAAUUUUAUUGGUAAAGCUGAUUUUGUAUACCCAAUUGGCUCUUCUGCUUUGUCUGCUACACUUCAUGGAGCUUCCAUUCUUCUCCGUGUCUCUACUCAUUGGGAUUGGUUUAUUAAUCUCUCUGCUGCUGAUUAUCCACUUGUUACUCAAGAUGAUCUUCUACACAUUCUGUCAUAUCUUCCCAAGGAUCUUAAUUUUGUCAACCACACAAGCUACAUAGGGUGGAGAGAGUCACGGAAGUUGAAACCAAUAGUUGUUGAUCCUGGGCUCUAUCUUGCAGAAGAAGAUGAAGUAUUUUUUGCAACUCAAAAGAGGGAACUGCCCGAUGCUUAUCAAUUAUUCUCAGGGUCUUCAUCUGCUAUUUUGAGUCGGAAGUUUAUCGAGUUCUGCAUCUUAGGCACAGAUAACCUACCAAGAACUCUGCUAAUGUACUUGUCAAAUUCACCAUCCUCGGCAUCUGUUUACUUCCCUACCAUUUUGUGCAAUUCACGAAAGUUCAAUAAAACUACAAUCAACCACAACAUGCAGUAUGCUUCAUUUAACUCAAGACAAGAGGCUCGUGAACUCAAUUCCAGUGACUUUGAUGACCUGGUGAUGAGUGGAGCAGCAUUUGCCACACUAAUUAAGGCAAAUGAUCCGAUUCUUGACCAGAUAGACCGUGAACUUCUCCACCACAAGUACGAUGAACCAGUGCCUGGCGGAUGGUGUUUAGGUGAUAAUGAAACUGACAAAUGUACUCUUUGGGGAGAUGCUGAAGUUCUAAGACCAGGUCCAGGAGCAAAGAGGCUGGAAAAACAUUUUAUUGAGCUCUUCAGCAAUGGUACAUUUCAGUCUAGCCGAUGUGUCUACGAAUAGAGCUCCCUCAAGAUGAGCAACAUACAAAAGAGAAGAAGACUCAAAGAUACUUUCUUUUUGCCCGAGACUCGAAAAGAUUCACACGAGCCACCAAGUGCAUCAUGUAGUUUUAUGUCAGCAAUUUUGACAGAAAGCUGAUUGUUGUAUAUUCAGUUUUUUCAAAAGGGAGGUUGUAUAUUGGAUUGGCUAGUACUGUUGAGGCAAUAGAAAUCAAUUCCCACAAAUUUCUUUCAUGUCUUAGAACUAAGUCCUUUUGCAUUGUGAUAGAGCAUCUAUGUUAUCUAU
This is a messenger RNA of Nicotiana tabacum (common tobacco), 1428 nucleotides long. RefSeq names its product beta-glucuronosyltransferase GlcAT14A. The record is from RefSeq and is a predicted model, not a curated record. Gene Ontology annotation, cellular component: membrane. NCBI's taxonomy places the organism in Eukaryota, Viridiplantae, Streptophyta, Magnoliopsida, Solanales, Solanaceae. Gene Ontology annotation, molecular function: glucuronosyltransferase activity.